Molecule: messenger RNA, 1000 nt
Organism: Brassica rapa (field mustard)
Lineage: Eukaryota; Viridiplantae; Streptophyta; Magnoliopsida; Brassicales; Brassicaceae
Product: late embryogenesis abundant protein 3
Source: RefSeq, a predicted model, not a curated record
UGGCUUUCAUCAUUUGUAACGUUAGAUUAUGAUGAUAACGUUACAGUUUGCAGCAGUGGCAAAUCAUUGAAUCAGAGUCUAGUUUGAACUCUUGCUUGUGUAGCAAAACUCAAAUAUGUGUGGAAUAAUGCAACAACAUGCGGCAAGACACGUGUGAAAGUAAGUGUCCACGUGUCAAACAGACAUCUGACUAAUAGGAUCGUACUUUCAAGAUCCAAACAAAACAGAAACUCUCCUAAAGAGAAAAAAAUAACAAAACACAACAUAACAAAGGAAAUGGCACAGCAACAAAAUUCGCCAAGAGAUCAGAGAGAUUCACGUCCACAAGGCGACGUUUUCAGCGUCUCCGGCGAUGAUGACGUGGCAAGAAAGCAAGGCGCUGGUUCCUCUAACCCUGGUCCAAAGAUCGUGACGAUGGGAUCAGUAGAUACGGUUACGAUUGGAGAGGCUUUGGAGGUUACGGCUUUGUCGCUCGGAGAUAAGCCCGUGGACCGUAAAGAUGCCGCUGCGAUACAAGCUGCUGAAACGAGAGCCACCGGUGACUCCAAGACUCGGCCUGGUGGUCUUGCCGAAGCGGCUCAGGAGGCUGCUGCCACUAACGAGCGCACGGCGUUGGAGGAAGCCAAAGUGACCAUUGCAGACAUUCUCACGGAUGCGACAGAGAAGCUUCCAGGGGACAAGGUGGUGACAAGUGAAGAUGCGGAGGCGGUUGUUGGAGCAGAACUUAGAAACAGUCCGGAAAUGAAGACAACUCCUGGUGGAGUGGCUGAUUCCAUGUCGGCUGGUGCAAGGCUCAAUCAACCACUCUAGCUAAGUUGACCAACUUUCAAGUUGAUCCACAUAAUCCUUGCAAGAACUUUAUUUACUUGGCUAAUAUAUUAUCAAAACGGGUUUUAUCAUUUUGUAAAACUCUAUUAAUUUAUGUAGGAUUUCACUUACCGUGAUUGCUAUUAUGUUUUUUUUUUGUGUGGUUAAUUAAGGUUUACAAAAGCAAGCAAAA